Messenger RNA from Trematosphaeria pertusa, 615 nucleotides. RefSeq lists its product as uncharacterized. Lineage: Eukaryota; Fungi; Ascomycota; Dothideomycetes; Pleosporales; Trematosphaeriaceae. The record is from RefSeq and is a predicted model, not a curated record. The coding region runs from base 1 to 615 and encodes 204 amino acids. The transcript has 2 exons.
AUGACCGGAGGCAACGUUUCCCCAAUGACCGGAGACAACGUUACCAAGAUACCUUCAGGGAUGGCGAGCAGCAAGCCGGAAGAGCAUAUGAGCCCAGAGGAGCCUCAAACAACCCCCGGCGAAGGUGGAACACCAACCAGCGAUCAGAAUGCCCGCAAUGAUACUAGAUGGUCUGACGUCCAGCGGAUGUUUGACUCCACCAACACGCCCGGUGUAGCGUCUGAAGAACAACCCCAACAAGGCGAGGCUGCCAAUAGCCAAGCAGCCACUGAGCCAGGUUCCACCCAUUCCACGUCCCCGCAUGCACUCUCGCUCCCGAGCAACUUGGAUGCUAUGGCGAGGUCCUUGGGCGGGGUUGCGGUGGGCUUGCAGCAAGUCAAGGAUUUGGCUGUCGAAGCUAAGAAGGAUUUCGUGGGGGCUGGGAGAGAGGUUGUGGAGUGCGGGAAGCUGAGGAAUGAGUGUGAGAGAAUGAUGUUGGAGGUUAAGAGUGUGAUUGCGGGUUCGGGGUUGACGGAUUUGAUCGCAAGGGUGGAGAGGGUGGAGACGGAGAACGCGGAGUUGAGGGGAGUGGUGGAGAGGCUGAAGGAUAAGGAUGAAAAGGAGGGAGAGGAAUAG